CUCACCCUCCUUGCAAGUAUAUACCACUCCCUUCGCGUGCGGCCCUAGUCUUCGAUUCAGGUCGGCUCAGAUAGAAUUGGAGGUUGCAAUGGCGGCUCAGGGAAGAGGCAGUGCAGCUCUCGUCGCCGGCGCCCUCCUCGUCGCGCUCCUGUCCCAGCUCACCAACACCGCCACCGCCAAGACAACCUACAUUGUGGGCGAUGACGCCGGGUGGACCAAGAACCUCGAGGCCUCGUGGCUCAACGGCAAGACCUUCUACGCCGGCGACGUGCUCGUGUUCAAGUACGACAAGGAGCACCACGACGUGUCGGUGGUGGGCGGCAAGGGGUACCAGCGCUGCCAGCUGCCCAAGCACAGCGACCAUAGCUGGGUGCUGCGCACGGGGAACGAUGCCGUCACCCUGCGCAGGGGCAACAACUACUUCAUCUGCGGCCAGCCGGGGCACUGCCAGAACAACAUGAAGCUCCACGUCAACGCCCUCUAGUGUGUGUAGAGACCCAACUUAAUCUGGCAUCUCCAUCGACCUGUCACUCGUCAGUUUGAGUAACUUAAGUGCCACUCGCGCAUACAAUGAUACAAACCGUGUGUCAUGAUCGAGCAAACUUUGACGUUUCCUCGACGUACGGUAAUAUGAAGUUAGUUAAUAAUUAUGCGCUGUGUUUACUGAAUUAUAUAUGGAUCGAAUGGCUUCUCUCAACUCUCAUACCA
Messenger RNA from Lolium perenne, 708 nucleotides. RefSeq names its product basic blue protein. Gene Ontology annotation, molecular function: electron transfer activity. NCBI's taxonomy places the organism in Eukaryota, Viridiplantae, Streptophyta, Magnoliopsida, Poales, Poaceae. Gene Ontology annotation, cellular component: plasma membrane. The record is from RefSeq and is a predicted model, not a curated record.